ACGGAGAGAGAGCGUAUGAUCACAGCUGAGUUCGGGAGAGUCGAACAGACGUUGCAACAUGUUGUAGCCGGGCCAAGACGAGACAAGACACUUGGAAGUCGGCUUAAGAAGUGUUACACACUGACUCAGUGCCACAGAAGAAAGAAAGUUUUCGGCUGUGCUGGCUGUGUUUGCGGCUCGGAAUUCCUUCUUCAAAUUCAUAAGAAGAGGAAAAAGAUAAAUAUCAACGGAUUUUUGCCAUUUGCGUGCAAUUUUUCAAAGUCGUUUUGCGCAGUGAAGCGUCCGUCGCGUUGUUGUUGUCGCCGUUCUCUUCUUCUUCUUCUUCGUUUUCGUCUUCGUCGCUGCGUUGUUUAAUUGGCCCAACUACAGUAACAAAGCAAACAUAGCAACAACAACAAAAAAAGAGUAGAAAAUAAAUAUAAAGUAUCUCAAGUGUGUGAUUGUGAAAGUUCCUGCCCAUAAAUGUAUAUGAAGCGAGCUCUGUUUGUGCUGGCGCUGCUCUGCGCCCAGCCCUAUGGCCAUCUGGCUGAGGAGGAGUCCAAUCCGCUGCUGGACAUGGCCUCCAUGUUCAUACAGGAGGCAUUGAGUAAUCAGAAUGGCGGUGGUGCUGCUGCUGGUGGUGGUGGUGGCGGUGCUGGCGCUGGACUGGCGGGCAUCGCUUCCCUGGUUGGCAGCUUCAUGCAGGCCAAUGGUAAAGCUGGAGGAGGAGGCGGCGGCGGCGGUGGCGCCAUGCAAAUCCUGUCCGGUCUGGGCAGCUUGUUGGCCAACAAUGCACGUGGCGGCAACGGUGGUGGCGGCGGCGGUGGCUUUGACCCGGCCAUCAUUGGCAAUGUCCUGGAGAUGUUCACCCAAAGUGAUGACGAGGAUUCUGGCGCACAACAGAAGCGCAGCAGCAGCAAUGGAGCUGGUUCCGAUUCUGGCAUUGGUCUGGACACCAUUCUACAAGUAGCAUCCGCCUUUAUGAACACUCAAGGUGGCGGCGAGAAGAAAUCAACCCACCAUGCUCAACACAAUCAGCAGAAGAGAUCGCUACCCGAGGAGCCGGAGUCCGAGAAUGGUUUCAUGAACUUGUUGCCACUGAUUAUGCAGGCAGUUAGCUCCUUUGCUGGUCCCGAGGGUCAAAGCACACAGGAACGCCACAAGAGUCAUGCUUGGGUGCUGCCACCAUUCCUGGAGCAUUUGCACGUGCUCUGGGAUCACUUUUCCAACUCGGAGCUGGCGGAUGCAUUAUACGAAAAAUCUGGAGUUAAUAAGAUUAUGAAGGGCUUCAAGGGACGCGAUGGCAAGGUGGAUUAUGACAAGCUCUUUGAAUCGCUGAACAAUCAAUCCUUCCGUCGUCGCUGGAUCAAGUCGGCCACUUUGUACCUGGCUGAUUGGGCCAGUUACUUGGCUAAUCCCGAUAAUUAUCUGAGAUAUUUCCAGACGGCGCAAAUCAUGUUUAACGGCCUAUUAAAGUCUCAAGGUUAUCCAAAGCAAACCUAUUUCGAUCCACAGCGACCAAGCGAAACUAUAUCAAAUCUGUUGAACCACGUAGCCAAGCAUCAUUUGAAUGUGAAAAUCGAUUCGCGUCAAUAUGUUAAGCCAGCUGUUGGAUAUGCCAAGGAGCUGCUCAAAUUGGGCCAAGCACGUGGUCUGCUGCAGUUCAAUGCCACCGAGAUCAGUGAUAGAUUAACGGAUACACUCAAUCUGGAGGUUAUCGAGCCAGUGCUAAAAGUACAUCGCGCCUAUAGAUACAUCUCCAAGUCGCCGCAAUGCGAUCGUUAUGUGCUCUGCCAACUAAAUGCAGCUGCUUUAGACCAGCAACAGCAACAAGAUCAAUCUAGACAACAAUCGACAGCAGCAUCUUCGGCUGGCGGUCUCAUUGCCGGCGUCAGUCCGAAAAUUGUCAAGAUCGGGAGCAUGGGGGCAGCGAUCUUCAUUAGCACUGAAACCGGUACACCAUUCUGGACGCUAUUUGGUGUAAUCAAUGCGCCAUAUAAUUGCGAGGUGAAAUAUCCAGUGGACUGCAAUGGCUUCCAUGAGGGAGAGGCGAAGGUGACCACGGAAUACGUACACAACGAGUUGUAGAGUCGCCCCAAAAAUUGCUAACAGCCGAUUCUUAAGAGUGCUCAUUAAGACGAAUUAGUUGUAAUCGAGAUAAAGAUUUCAAGUGUACAUAGUAUUACGAAUUGCAAAUAAAUUUUAAUUUAAUUGGUAA
Drosophila innubila is the source of this 2197-nucleotide messenger RNA. RefSeq lists its product as uncharacterized. The transcript is spliced from 5 exons. The coding region runs from base 463 to 2067 and encodes 534 amino acids. Lineage: Eukaryota; Metazoa; Arthropoda; Insecta; Diptera; Drosophilidae. The record is from RefSeq and is a predicted model, not a curated record.